Messenger RNA from Penicillium cataractarum, 1257 nucleotides. RefSeq names its product glycoside hydrolase family 7 protein. Gene Ontology annotation, molecular function: hydrolase activity, hydrolyzing O-glycosyl compounds. Gene Ontology annotation, biological process: carbohydrate metabolic process. Bases 1 to 1257 code for a protein of 418 amino acids. The transcript has a single exon. Lineage: Eukaryota; Fungi; Ascomycota; Eurotiomycetes; Eurotiales; Aspergillaceae. The record is from RefSeq and is a predicted model, not a curated record.
AUGACUCGAAACCUCCUGGCCGCAGUCGCGGUCCUGGCCCAGCUCGCUGCUGCGCAACAAAUUGGAUCAAUCCCCGAAAUUCAUCCGAAGCUGCAAACUUGGAAAUGCAGUAACAAAGGCGGCUGUGUAAAGCAAGAUACCUCGGUGGUCUUGGACGCGUUGUCGCAUCCACUGCAUCAAAUCGGAAACAGCAGUAACUCGUGCGGAGACUGGACUAAUGGAUUAAACCCGACAGUAUGCGGCACUGAAGAAUCAUGCGCCGAGAGCUGCGAAUUAGAUGGAGUGGACUACGCGUCUAACGGCGUGAGCACCAAGGGCAGCAGUCUGAUUCUACACCAGUACAUGAAAUCCAAUGGCGUCGUCACCAGCGUAUCGCCUCGUGUGUACUUGCUCGACGAGAGUGGGAAGAACUAUGACAUUCUGAAACUCUUGAACCAAGAGCUGAGUUUUGAUGUGGAUGUUUCUUCCCUGGUAUGCGGGAUGAAUGGUGCUCUCUAUCUCUCGGAGAUGGUUCAGUCCGGUGGUCGGGGUGAGCUCAACCCUGCUGGUGCGCAAUAUGGCACGGGGUACUGUGAUGCACAAUGCUCUUGGUUGCCAUGGGUCAAUGGAGUGGCCAAUGUCGACUCCUAUGGUGCUUGCUGCAACGAGAUGGAUAUUUGGGAAGCCAAUGCCCGUUCUACUGGAUACACGCCUCAUGCCUGCAACAUCACUGGCCUCUAUGAGUGCAGUGGCGAUGAGUGUGGCAGCAGUGGUGUUUGUGACAAGUCUGGUUGCGGAUAUAAUCCUUAUGCACUGGGUGCGCACGACUACUAUGGAUAUCGGAAGAAUGUUGACACUACCAAACGCUUCACCGUCGUGACCCAAUUCGUGACCGACGAUAAUACCGCACAUGGUACUUUGUCCCAAAUUCGACGACUGUAUGUGCAAAACGGAAAGGUGAUCCAGAACGCUGUCGUCAACGUGUCCGGUAGUGAGACCAACUCUAUCACCGAUGGCUACUGUUCAGAAACUGCUAGUUAUUUCCAGCAAAAGGGUGGUAUCAAGCAGAUGGGCAAGGCGAUUGGUCGGGGAAUGGUCCUGAUCUUUAGUAUUUGGAAUGACUCGGGGGCUUUUAUGAACUGGUUGGAUAGUGGGAGUGCUGGACCGUGCAAUAGCACCGAAGGUAAUCCUGCUCUUAUCCAGGCUCAACACCCUGAGACUUCGGUGACUUUUUCGAACAUCAAGUGGGGCGAUAUUGGAUCUACCUAUUCGCAUUGA